Messenger RNA from Erigeron canadensis, 814 nucleotides. Its product is annotated as nonsense-mediated mRNA decay protein 2-like. The record is from RefSeq and is a predicted model, not a curated record. The transcript is spliced from 2 exons. The coding region runs from base 1 to 798 and encodes 265 amino acids. NCBI's taxonomy places the organism in Eukaryota, Viridiplantae, Streptophyta, Magnoliopsida, Asterales, Asteraceae.
AUGAUUAGAUCCAACAUUCUUAAAUCGGGAUUCCUUGUGUUCGUUAUGGUUCUAUAUCGGCUUAGUGAAGCCCAAGUAGUACCCGUUGUCCCAGUUACCCCUUUUGCCCCGCGCCCACUAUGCAACUUCCAAAUGGCCCUUGCAAACCAAGCUUGCGCAUAUUUGCCAUUUAUACAAGUUCCACCACCCGCACCACGGGCCCCUCUUGCUCCACCACCACCUCCAUCUGAUGAUGAUGAUGAUGAUGAUGAGGAUCAUGAUGAUGAUGAGGAUGAUGAUGAUGACAAUGACGACGACGACGAUGAUGAUGAUAGAGAUGAGCAUAGGCGUGUACGUAACCAAAGACACGCACAUGAUGAGGACCCUAGUCAUGAUCAUGAUGAUGAUCAUGACCAAGAUCACGGCGAUGAUCAUGAUCAUGAUGACAAUGAUCAUGAACAUGAUGACAAUGAUCAUGAUCAUGAUGACAAUGAUCCUGAACACCGCACUAAUAAUGAUGAUCAUGACGAUGAUGAUCAUGAUCAUCAUGACGACGAUGAUCAUGACGACAAGGAUGGGGAUCAUGAUGACAAGGACCGGCGUAAGCACCGUCAUCAUCGUCAUAGGCGUCAUAGACAUAGAGACACACCUGUUGAACAACAAUGUUGUAAGUGGUUAUCUCAAGUUGAUGAUCAGUGCGUUUGUGAGCUCCUCGUUCGUUUGCCCCCAUUCCUUGCUAGACCUGUUCAUAAGUAUUCUGUAAUAGUUGGUAGAGCUUGCAAUAUCACUUACUCGUGUGGAAGUCGAAUAAGGAACUAACUAAAAUCUAUAUAAC